Molecule: messenger RNA, 2579 nt
Organism: Nelumbo nucifera (sacred lotus)
Lineage: Eukaryota; Viridiplantae; Streptophyta; Magnoliopsida; Proteales; Nelumbonaceae
Biological process (GO): protein deubiquitination; ERAD pathway; endoplasmic reticulum unfolded protein response
Cellular component (GO): nucleus; cytosol
Molecular function (GO): cysteine-type deubiquitinase activity
Source: RefSeq, a predicted model, not a curated record
AGCAGAAUCGCUCUUCUCUUCUCCCUGCUGAUUAUGCCCUACCUAAUAAAAGCUAAAACAAGAAAUCCGGCUCUUUAAAAUGCUUGGGUGUAGCCCUCCCCAAUCUGAUUUCCGAAGAACAAAGUUAAUGGCAGCAAGUGCUUAGACUCUGGUGAUGCUCGGGGUGUUGUGUCUGCGUCCCAAGCCUUGGACUCUUUCGGCGUUAUCUUAUGCCCAGGUGGCUAUACAUCAUCGGUUCACCGAAAGGUCAAUCUCUCCAAUCAGUUGCAGCGGCGUUGAUCACUGGCGGCGCCACCACUCUAGCGAAUGUCGCCUCAGUGGCAUUGGCAACGGAACUGCUUCGAUAUGGCACGCUAUUCUUCCAUCCGGUGGCCGUGCUCGGAGUGAUAGCACUUUGAGACCAGCUUUUCAGUAUGUACACAAAGGAGAAGGGUCCUGGAAUGUGGCUUUGGACGUCCGUCCGGCCAGAUGGUUGCACGGCUCCGAUUCGGCAUGGCUUCUUUUUGGGGUCUGUAACUGCCUUGCACCAUUGGAUUGCUGUAGGGAAAGUCUGAGUGCGCCUGUUGAUGAUGGUGCUUGCAGUGAACUGGAAAAUGCUGAAAUAAGAUUGAAUGGAGAGGAUACCUCUUUAAUUGAUUACAGGGUGACUGGGGUAUUAGCUGAUGGUCGAUGUCUGUUUAGAGCAGUGGCUCAUGGGGCUUGUUUGAAAAGUGGAGAAGAAGCUCCUGAUGAAACCCGUCAGAGAGAACUCGCUGAUGACUUGAGAGCUCGAGUAGCGGAUGAACUGUUAAAAAGGAGAAAAGAAAUUGAAUGGUUUGUUGAAGGAGAUUUUGAUGCCUAUGUUAAAAGUAUUCAGCAACCCAAUUCAUGGGGAGGAGAACCUGAGUUGCUGAUGGCUUCUCAUGUCCUCAGGACGCCAAUAUCCGUCUUCAUGAGAGAUAGAAGUUCAGGUAGCUUGAUAAACAUUGCAAUUUAUGGUCAGGAGUAUGCACAGGAUAAUGAGAAUCCUAUUAAGGUGCUGUUUCAUGGCUAUGGACAUUAUGAUGCUUUGGAGACUUUCUUGGAUGGAAAUAACCAGAAAGUAGAAAUGUAAAGGUUGAUUAUGGAAGGAUAGAGAAAAGUUCAGUUAGAUGAGAUGAGUCAGUUUCAAUUGGAUGAGAGACUUGCUCCAGCAGUUAAGAUUUUCAAUAAGCCCAAUUUUAUGUACUGACUUAAAAAGAGGCUAGCUCCCUUGUUGUAGAUGGCCAGAUUUUUGGCCUACUCUGUCAAAUUUAAUCCAUGCAAUAAAAAAAAUAGAGCUGGUUAGUUCAGGGCUCAAAAAUGUCAUCUGCAAUGCCACAUGACUAUAGAAAGGUGUAUUGCCUUCUUCCUUGAAACUGACAAGGAUUCUGGCUGUUAUAAAGGCUCCUUUUUACUUUAUUACUGCUGUAUGCAAAAGUGGAUUAGUGUUUUGCUAAGAUAAACUUGAGUUGAGACUUGUGGGAGUGCCAAGGCAAAAUAUGAGAAAGUAGAAGCCAGCACAUCCCAAGCUACUAUUUAUGAGUUGUAGAAGUAGAAUAACACUGAACGAAAAAAAAAAUCACAAUAUACUGCAUAAAUCAAAAUAAAUUUAUUGCAUCCCUUAUCAUUUUGAAGUUAAACCCAAAUCUUUUAUUUUAUUUUUUUCAGAAUUUAAGGCUUUGUGUUUGAUAGAAAUAAGAGAAACAUAAAGUUAGGGAAAGUUCUUAAAGAGUUUCACAAAAUUAUUAAACUUCUCCUAACUUUCUCUUUCUCUCUUAUUUUCUAUCAAACCAAACACAGUGUAAUAGCAUAUGGAUGCAGAUUUAAGCAUCGACAUGUCCUCAGAACAGCAUAAACUGAUUUAGUCAUGAAUUAGGUAAGAAUUUCAGGUUGGAACGCAAGCUGGGUGGUUGCAAGCCAUUACUGUAUUAUAUGCUGAUAUUAUACUCUGUUUAACCUAACUGCUUCAAUGAUCCAACUUAGGGGUGAAUAUGAGCCAAGUUCAGCUGAAAAGUGUAAGGUUCGAGUUCGAUUUAAGCUAGAAAAUAUGAGCUCAACUUGGUUUGAGUUCAACACGGGGAUUUAGAUCGAGCUUUCCAUGAGUUGAGUUGGAAUAGCUUGCUUUAGAUCCACCCCUAACCCCACUAUUAUUUUACCACUAUAUGUGUUAGAUCUGAAUUUUUUUUCUGUUUUUAAUCUAGAGCACCAACAUGUGGCAUUUGGCUUCAAAGGCUUGAGGAAGCAAAUGAGUAUUCAACAGUUUACAACUUGCCAAAGGCGUCUUCCAUCCAACCAUCUGGUACAUGGUCGCAAUCAGUCCUGUCCGUUGUGUAAGGUGACCCCAAAAAAGCACUGGCCUACAAAUGAUGCUUUCAUUGCUUGUAUUGGUUGGUCCUUUGUCCGGUUUCUCAGCUUGUUGAGAUAUGAACUCCUACUGUUUUGAGAUUGUCUAGCUCUUACUAGAUGUCCGCUCUGCCUACUUUUCCAACUCUCCAACUUUCUGUGCUAAUUUCGUUUCCUAUUUCUUUAAAAGUAUCAACAUGGUAUAUCUAUGCAGACCUUUAACAUGUUUUGAUGAA